AUGCAGGUUCCAGUUAAUAUAUAUAGAUCUGCAAUGCUGACUAACGGCCCUAUAGCUUUUCUUAGGUUGGCAACUAUGGCAAUUACAAGAGCUAAAAGUACUACUGUAAAGACAGAGGUAUCGCAUGGACUAGGUCUGCCACUGAAGGUAGUCAAAACUACAAAAGUUAGUAAAACAAACGGUAGGGUUCCAGCGUCACCAAAGAAAAAGCCUCAUCUCGAGGACUUGCUAGGACAUAUUGAAAUACCGACGGAUUAUGAGUUGCCAGCAUCAUAUUUAGAAUUCCAUGAUCCGGAGUUUGCUAAAGGUUUGAAAUGGGUUGUUGAGAAAGACCCGUCGUUGUACCCAGUCAUAGUACACCAAAACUUCCAACAUUUCAAAAGGAAGGAAUCUGAAGAGUCAUUUAGCGAUGAUGAAAUUAUAUUAAAGUACUGGUAUGCAUUAAUAUCAAGUGUUAUUAGUCAGCAGAUAUCUGGAAUGGCUGCAAAGUCGAUCGAAGGCAAGUUUAGGGCACUCUUUGAGGAUGGCAAGCCAACGCCAGCGAAGACUCUUUCAAAGAGCGUUGAAGAGCUCAGAAGUGCAGGUUUAUCGAACCAAAAGCUGAAAUAUAUUACCCACAUCAGUGAAGUAUUUAAUGAUCCUAAUUCGAAUUUAUCCAAGAUCCAGUUUUACAAAGAAAACACUGUUGAUCAAAUUAUCGAAGAGUUGACUUUACUAAAGGGAAUAGGUGUGUGGUCAGCGAAGAUGUUUGCACUUUUUACGUUAAAUAGUCUUGAUGUAUUUGCAUACGACGAUUUAGGUAUUGCAAGAGGAGCAGCAAAAUAUUUAAUUAGAAGACCAAAGUAUCUUCAAAAAAUUAAGGAGGAAGUUAAUGAUAAUGAAGAACUAAAACGGUUAUUGAAAAGAAAAUCAAAGUUCGAAUCGUCAAAGGGUAAGAGAGAUUGGGUUCCAUAUCACGAUGAAUAUAUUAAACAUUUAGGAUUGGAAUUUAGUCCUUACCAGCUGGUCAUAAUGCUUGUCUUCUGGCGACUCGGUUCGACCAACGUCGAUGUCUUAGAAAAUACUGGUGUAAGAUAA
Molecule: messenger RNA, 1077 nt
Organism: Debaryomyces tyrocola
Lineage: Eukaryota; Fungi; Ascomycota; Pichiomycetes; Serinales; Debaryomycetaceae
Source: the annotation of a GenBank genome assembly